UGCAUGCAGCGGUGGAUGCAGCGGUGCAUACAGCGGUGCAUACAGCAGUGCAUACAGUCUCUAUCUCCCCUUGCUGCAAGUAAAAGAUCUGAGCUCCUGGUGGCCCAGGGUCAGUUCAGGGUGCUGAAGGUUCCUCUGGGUUUCAUUAAGGUCUUAGAAUGGUUCUUUGCCAUCUUUGCCUUCUCCACCUGCGGCAGUUAUUCUGGGAUGUUCCGGAUGGCGGUGGAGUGUCAGAACCGAACAGACAGUGAUCUGAGUAUAGACGUGGAGUUUGAGUAUCCAUUCAGACUUCACCAGGUGUACUUUAACGCACCCACCUGUAAGGAUGGGAACAAGAAGCGCUUCUUCCUCGUUGGUGACUACUCCUCCUCCGCUGAGUUUUUUGUCACUAUCGGCGUCUUUGCCUUCCUCUAUUCUAUGGCGGCUCUCAGCAUCUACAUCUUCUUCUUUGAAAAGUACAAGGAGAACAACAAGGGCCCGCUGAUCGACCUUGGAGUGACCGGAGUGUUUACCUUCAUGUGGCUGGUGAGUUCGGCUGCCUGGGCCAAAGGUCUGUCCGACGUAAAGACGGCCACUGACCCCGACAAUGUCAUUACGAUGAUCCCUGCCUGUGAUCCGGAACGCACAGCGAACAGCUGCCGUGAAGUCCAUGACCCGGUCAUGUCCGGACUCAACACCUCCGUGGCAUUUGGCUUCAUUAACCUGGUGCUGUGGGCUGGAAACCUGUGGUUCGUCUUUAAGGAGACCGGCAUCAUUGCACCCUUCAUGCGGGCUCCGCCUCCUCAGCCUAAACCUGCUGCCCCAGAUGCCUACGGCCAACAGGGGGCGUAUGAACAAGACCCAUACACCAGCAACCAGGGAGGCUACCAGCCUGACUACAGCCAGCAAGGAUACAACCAGGAUGCAGACUACAGUCAGGGCUACGGCCAGCAGGGGGCGCCCACCUCCUUUUCCAAUCAGAUGUGAGCUGACACCAAACAGGAAGCAUCGGAAUGAACCAACUGUGGGUCGUCUGCAACCUACCCACAAUGCACCACUCCUGUCAGUCAGCAGAGCUAGUGGGUGGGGUGGGUGAGGGAGGGUUAGAUGUUCACUACAAUGAUUAAAAACAGAGUUAUAAAUAACAAAGCCACAACUUGAAUAAACCACCAAAACAACAAACAACAACGCUGACAAACAGAAACCCUCUAAAUUCAUGUUGAUAAGAGUAAUUCAUAUUAAAGUACAUAAUGUGUGGAGAGAGUGUAUGUUUGUGUUGUAUAGAUAUCACUUUGAACAAAUAUAUAAUAUAGACUCAACUGUUUCUUCUUGCUUCCUAUUAUAAGCCCCACCCCUUCUCACACCUGCAGGCCGUGAAGCUGUUCAUUCUGGGUUUACAGCAAAUCACAUUCAAACCAGAUCCAGUGUGGCAUCACCUCCUCGCCAUCUGCCCUAUGUCUUGCUGCAUGUAAAUAUCCAGACAGGAAGUGAUGUCACUCUGGACCGCAGCUUCACAGUGAUGCCAGGUGGAAACUGGAUCCAAAAUGGCUCCUGGUCAUUCCAGUCUGUGUCUGUUCCAUUCCUGCUGCACCAACAUCCAUCCAACAUCCAUCUGAACCUUUAUCAGAAACUCAUUUCUACUGAUUCAUCCCAACAUUUACACCCAAUAAUAAUAGUAAUAAUAAUAAUAAUAAUAAUAAUAAUAAUAAUAAAACCUGCAGCACAUCUGGUCAAAACUGAGUUCACUUCAACUGAACUUUAUUUAUGAAACAUCAAUUCACAACAGAAGUCAUCUCAGGGCACUGACUUAAUGAACAAUACUGUAGUAUAUAUAUAGUAUAUAGUUGGUACUCUCUAUAUACUGUAUAGCGUACACUUGAUGGUAAGGCUGAUAGACUAAUGAUCCACAAGUUCAGACUACAAUCCGGCUUUUGGAUUUACUACCAGAAUAACAUUUAAAAAUGCAGCAAAACUAACACAAUAAAACUGUAAAAAGAAAAGAAAAAAAUCACCAGAUGCAGAAAACAGGCAGAAACCAACUAUUAAAGAAAGUUAUCAGAUCCCGAUCUGUUCUCCACCUUUACCCUCACCCCGACUGGUGGAGGCAGAUGUCUGCUGUCUCUGAGCCUGGUUCUUCUGGAAUAUUCUCUUUAUUGAAGGGACUUUUUCUCCCACUGUUGCUGCUCAGAGGGAAUCAAAAAGAAACUUCAAAUUAGUUGAGUUUCUUUGAAUAACUACGAGAAGUGCCCUGAGCUAACUGUGGUGCUUUAGAAAUAAAACUAAGUUGAGCUGAAAUUAAUUCCAGUCAGAAAUGAAGCAAAGACAACAAAUGUUCCUAGAAGCAACAUAGUAAAUUUUACAUUUCAAUCCUAACGUGAGCUGGGCGUAGACACAUAAAAUAUUCACCUGCUGAUAAUUAAUACAUUUAUUUAUCAUUUAGAAUGAUUGAGUUAAAUAAAUAACUUCAUUAAAAUCAUUUUAAAUAUGGCUGGGCUACUUCAACAAAACGAGUCACAUCUAUAAUUAAAUGAGGUGGAAAUUUACGCUUAUCUUCUGUAGUCACUGUGGUUAGUGAGUGUUAGUGAACUUAGCAAGGCUUUGUCCAGCUGCCCUGACAUUUCCUGAAUUAUGUUAUAUAAUUAUUAGAUUUCCUGAAUUAUGCUAGCCACUAACAUUCAAAUGAACUCAUCUUUUGUCAACUGAAGACUGCAUUAGCCAACACAGCUUAGCAGGCCUUAUCAAGUUUAGGACAAAAUGGAUAAAACUAAAUCAUCAAACUGUGUCUGUUAAAAUGUAGGUUCCUGCAGUCUGUUAGCUACAUUUUCAUGUCAGUGGUUAACAUUAGAUUAACUAAACAACUGGAAACAAAUUGGCCACCUUCAUGUAAAAUAAAAUAAAACCUUCAGUUUCAAUGUCAAGACGGAUGUUUGGGUCAGAUUGUUGUUGUGUGUCUUCAACUCUCAGCCAAUCAAAAAGUCUUUCUGGGAAGGUCUGAAAAAAAACUCUUCUUCUGGGAUGUUUUCUGCAUCAGUAACUUCCUGCUCUUUUUCUUCUGGGAUGUUUUUCUGGACAGUGAAGCUGUUUUAGCGUUGGUAUCUUCCUCGCAUGUUGACGUGUUUUCUGCUCGUGUUGUUCAGUACCUGAUGAUCAGUGUGAUUCUGCCUGUUACCUGUACAGGUGUGUGUGUGUGUGUGUGAUUGGUCAUUACCUGUCUAUUCUUCUUCUCUCUCUAACACAUGCUCUUUUGAAUUUGUUUUGUCAUCUUUCAUCCUCUUUUUUCUUAUUUCUUUGUUCUCUGUGGUUCUCCUCUCGGCCUCUGUGCUCUACCUUUCUAUGUAUCUUGCUCAGCAUCUGUAACCAUGACGACGGUGUUGACAGUGUUGAUGACAAUGAUGAUGUGUGUAACUUGUUGCUAUGGAGACCCCCCAGCAUCCCAUGUUUAUUCAGUGCAAAGUUUCAAUAAACAACAAAAAACUG
Messenger RNA from Amphiprion ocellaris (clown anemonefish), 3456 nucleotides. Its product is annotated as synaptophysin-like. The record is from RefSeq and is a predicted model, not a curated record. Gene Ontology annotation, cellular component: synaptic vesicle membrane; synaptic vesicle; presynaptic active zone. Lineage: Eukaryota; Metazoa; Chordata; Actinopteri; Pomacentridae. The transcript has 8 exons. Bases 4 to 966 code for a protein of 320 amino acids.